This is a messenger RNA of Rubroshorea leprosula, 1453 nucleotides long. Lineage: Eukaryota; Viridiplantae; Streptophyta; Magnoliopsida; Malvales; Dipterocarpaceae. The record is from the annotation of a GenBank genome assembly.
UGAAUGAGCUGCAGAUUAAAGGUCUGAUUAGCCCUCCCCAAAAGUCUUCCAUAAAAGGUCUCAUUUUUCUCUCCUGCUCUGUAUGUUUUUUUUCUAGGAAAUUUAAUCCAUUAGAAUAUGACUCUGAAGAAAGGAAAAUUGAAAUCUCUCAUCUUUAGCUGUUUCAAGGCGGCCGAGACCCCGCCGCCGGAAAAUGAUUCCAGCGAGAAGGUUUCCAGGCCUUUUUCAUUCCGGAGAAUAGUGUCCCUCUCAGAUGUUAGUGAUCUCAGCUCUGUUGAUGACAUCUCAAGCUCUUUUCUGGGAUCAAACUUGCACGUGUUCACGUAUGCCGAGCUGAGUUUAAUUACUCAUAAUUUCUCGUGGAAUAACUUCAUCGGACAAGGUGGGUUUGGACCGGUGUACAAGGGGUUUGUCGAUGAUAAGCUUAAGCCGGGAUUGAAAGCUCAGCCUGUGGCUGUCAAGGCCCUGGAUUUGGAUGGGUUACAGGGGCAUCAAGAGUGGCUGGCUGAAAUAUUCUUCUUAGGACAAUUGAGGCACCGACACCUUGUUAAGUUGAUUGGAUAUUGUUGCGAGGAAGAGAAUAGACUAUUGGUUUACGAAUACAUGGCAAGAGGCAGCUUGGAGAGUCAACUCUUCCGGAAGUAUUCUGUUCCAUUGCCAUGGUCAACUAGGAUGAAAAUUGCAUUAGGGGCGGCUAAGGGCCUGGCUUUCCUACAUGAAGGGGAUAAACCGGUGAUAUUCCGCGAUUUCAAGACUUCAAAUAUCCUAUUGGACCCUGAUUACACCGCUAAAUUAUCUGAUUUUGGCCUGGCAAAAGAUGGUCCAGAAGGGGAAGACACACACGUCACAACCCGAAUUAUGGGCACGCAAGGCUACGCGGCCCCCGAAUACAUCAUGACAGGUCACUUAACAACAAUGAGCGAUGUCUACAGCUUCGGAGUUGUUUUGCUAGAACUUUUGACGGGUAAACGAUCAAUGGACAGCAGCCGGUCAGGGCGAGUGCAGUGCCUGGUGGAAUGGGCCAGGCCUCUUUUAAAGGACCCAAGAAAGUUGUGCAAGCUUGUGGACCCCAAACUAGAGGGACAGUAUUCCAUGAGUGGGGCCCAGAAGGUGGCUGCAUUGGCGAGUCAAUGCCUGAGCCAUUACCCCAAGCCCAGACCCAAUAUGGUUGAUGUGGUCAAGACCCUGGAAUCGCUUCAGGGUUUUGAUGAUGUGUUCAGUGGACCUCUUGUGUAUAUAGCACCGGAUGAAAAGGAUUCCGGCGUGGACAACAAGAAGGAGAAUCGCCGUGGUCGCGGUGGCCGUUGUUGGAGGCACCGGAGCAAACUGCCGCUUUCCUCGGUGGCCAAUUCCGAUUAUCCAUGGUAUUAGGAUUGAAGUUUUAGAAUCUUCUCCGUUUUGUAUAAGUUUUGUGAAUGUAUAUAUUUUAACUUAAUAAUGUUAUAUUUAUAAU